Messenger RNA from Rangifer tarandus platyrhynchus (Svalbard reindeer), 654 nucleotides. Lineage: Eukaryota; Metazoa; Chordata; Mammalia; Artiodactyla; Cervidae. The record is from the annotation of a GenBank genome assembly.
AUGGGUGCAGGGAUUCUGGGGAUGACGGCCACCCUGCCCUCUCCUGGCCUGGUCUUCCCAGCCCAAAACCUGCCCCCAGGAAGUCCCCAGCCUCACCCACUCCAGCCCUUCUGGGCCCGGGUAGCUGUGGCUGCAGGCCCAGGGCCAUGGCCCUCCGCCGACCCCUGCCCAGCCCCAGGCCUGCUCUCGCACCUCACCUCUCUCCCGCGCCCACGGGCACAGAGGCGAGGCCUCCUGUGUAGAGCAGCUCCCUUGGUUUACUACGGCCUUAGGAGGCCCCUGCUCGUGCUCAGGGAAGCCCCUUCCCUGGAGUGGGGCUUGGUCCCAACUCUGCUAAGCCUUUCUGGGAUCAGGAUCCAGCCCUUCUGGGGACUAGAAAAUGUACAGACCCCCUUCCUACUAGGGCUGUGCUGCCCUGAGUAUCAGGCUGGGCCCUUCCAGUGGGCAGAGCUGUGCCAGCCCUGUACAGAAUCUAGUGCCGUAGGCUGGCUGGACUCCUUCCCCGCUUGUGCCGGCUUGCUUCCUGGCCAGAACCGAUCAGGCUCCAGCCGUGGGGAAGCAGCCCGGUCCUCUGUCUCCUUGCCUCAGAGGAGGCAGAAGAGCCCAGGGCCCCAGCAUCCUGGCAGGGACGCUGCGGGCGUCCUGUGGUCCUAG